AUGGCUUCACGAUUCCCCCGUCAGCGCGACCCCCGCGCCGCCUCAUCCCUCUUCGACUCAUACGAUGGCAAUUCACGACCAGCUAGCAAAUCGCCAGGCCGAAUGGGCGGAUACGGUUAUGGGGGGUAUUCCGGCGCUGGACAUGAUAAUGGAUCUAUGAGCGGGAGUGCUUCAGGUGGAUUCCGGAGCGCGACGCCGAAUAAUAAGGGGCAAUACUCCGACGCUGUUCUUUCGUCUCUGGAGUCGCAGAACGAUGCCGAGGUGGAGGGAAUUACUGCCAAAGUGAAGAUGUUGAAGAAUAUUACUAUGGCCAUUGGCGACGAAAUCCGUGAUACCUCGAACCUCACCGACCUCAACGAUACCUUUGACAGCACCCGCGUCCGUAUCCGGGGCAAUAUGACCCGUAUGCUUCGGAUGGCGGAGCGUACUGGCGUUGGCUGGCGCGUGUGGCUGGUGUUUUUGUUUGCGGUUUUCUUCAUUUUUGCAUAUGUUUGGUUGACUUGA
Molecule: messenger RNA, 504 nt
Organism: Aspergillus chevalieri
Lineage: Eukaryota; Fungi; Ascomycota; Eurotiomycetes; Eurotiales; Aspergillaceae
Gene: BET1
Product: SNARE domain- containing protein
Exons: 4
Coding region: 1-504 (167 amino acids)
Biological process (GO): endoplasmic reticulum to Golgi vesicle-mediated transport
Source: RefSeq, a predicted model, not a curated record